This is a messenger RNA of Cephus cinctus (wheat stem sawfly), 2782 nucleotides long. RefSeq lists its product as uncharacterized. Lineage: Eukaryota; Metazoa; Arthropoda; Insecta; Hymenoptera; Cephidae. The transcript has 3 exons. The record is from RefSeq and is a predicted model, not a curated record. The coding region runs from base 138 to 2273 and encodes 711 amino acids.
GCGAUUUCUCCGAUUUUGGAGUAGUAAUUGUUAUUCCCGGAAGAAUCGUAGCCGACAUAGAAAGCAAUAUGCACUUUUGUAAUUUUGCAAUUCUCUUUGCGGGUUUUCGAUGAUUCCUUUACGCUUAGUACGUCGAAAUGCUUCUACAAAUCAACAUCGAGAAAUUGAUCUUCCAAUGGUUAGGGGUCCUCGUCUACCUGGGUCUUGUGUCUUCAAGAAGCGCGGAACAUCUGGUCCAUGAUGAAAAUUCACGGUUGAAUCUCUACAAUUCCUUUGGGACUCAGGAACUCGCCAACACGGUGAAAUCCUUCCAAGAAGGUAACACCUUGACGGACAAAUUUAACAAGUGGACUAAGACUCUUGAACAGGACAAGAUGCGCCAGCCGAGUACAGGGAAGCCCAAAGAAGACAUCAACGAGGUCCUGAAGCCAAUCCUGGAAUCCAUAAUAGGACAAAUUGAUAAUGAGUUCAGAAAAAUCGACAGGAGUAAAGAUCAGACAAAAUAUAGUUGGUUGUCCCGUCAAAAGUUUCAUAAGGAUGUUUUCAGACUUAUGGAAAUUCUUGAGAAAAAUCGUGAAAAGCUUCUUCAUGGUGGUCACGAUAGCAUCUCUGUGGUUCUUCCAAAGACAGAAGAUAAAUGGAAUUUUUUUAAAGAUCCUCACCAACUUGAGCCUCUUAAGACUAAGAACAAUAUCAUCUCCUUCACAAAGUCUAUUAGAAGUCAAUUUAACAAAGAACCUAUUCCUCAUGUUAUCGAUGAGAAGAUUCGAUUUCAAAACUCAAAUAGCAGUAUGAAAUCCCGUCGUGUCCCAGCUGCAGUUUCUAAAGACAUAAGCAAAGAAAAUGUAGAAGAUCCUGGCAAAGAGAAGGCACACCGCAGAGUACUUACUGUACAGUUAAAAGUCAAAGUUCCUGAGGCACAUAACAAAACUGUGGAAAAUGGUACAUCCUUUCAUACUUCAUACCUUCAUGAAGAUAAUAAGGAUAAAGUCGGUACUAUCCUCCCAAGUGAUUUGAAUUUACAUAGAAAAUUCAAGUCCGAACUUCAUUGCAAAUCCCUUAAAGGAUUUAGUACCUGCACUACAAAUGGUACCUUAUCAAAACAAAUAAAGCCAAUUCGACUACUGGUUCAAAUUUCAAGGAAGAAACGUCAGUUACAAGAUGAGAUACAGGAUAUGUCUUCAACGUACGAUAAAAUGAAACAUGGUAAAUUUUACAUCAGAAGGAUUAUAAGGAAAAAGCAUGUACAGCGCGUGGAUCAUCUUGAGAACGAGGAACACGAUUCAAAUGACUCUUCUGAGACAACAACAGCCAAUUUAGUCUCUGUCACUAAGGACAGUGUAGAGUCAGUUGUAACUGUUCCUGAGGAUGGGGUAUCACAUUUCUCUGUGCAUGAUGCCUCAAAGCCGGAUGAUGACGAAACAAACGAGAGUGAAGAUGGGGUAGAUGAACAAGAGGAAGAGGAAGAUCCAGGCUCCAGAGGAUACCUCUCGCCCUCUAAGUUUUCAAGAAUUCGAAAAAAUCUAAGCGACAUUACAGACGAUUCGAGGAUGCUAGCCUUCGUCGGCAGCCUUGAAGAAUUUAAUCUAGAAGAAGUCUCACCAGGUCCAUUACACAAGAAACUCCACCGCAAAGAACAUGGAAUACUUAGCUUGUCAAAGCAGGACACACUUGAUCUAGAGCCAAUAGAAAAUUCCAUAAAUCAUAUGUUCACAUCAGAAACAACAGAGGCAAAUGUCUUCUCAUCGAUGAAUAGCACCAGAGUCAAAGACGACUACGAUAUAACUAAGAACGAAAUCAUAUGGAGAAAAAACAGAACUCCUUCUACCACAGAAAGACUGCUGGGCGAAAUUGAGAAACUCCUUGAGGGGAUCGAGGAAGAGUUUCGACAAAAUAUUUCGCUCACAAAACAAACAUUGGAAACUGGAAAUUUAUCCAAGGACUCUGUAAUCCCAAGAGAGAUCACUUUGGUCAGACGCAAAGGUAGGAAGGAGAGGAUUCUUGAAAAAUCCAAAUUCCUGAAGAGCAGUACUAAUAAAAAGAAGCUACAGAAGAACUUCAAGGAAAAUAUGAAAACUCCCAAACAACAAAUAAACAAUGAUAUUAAAAGAGUUUCCAGAAGACGUAAAUACAUUGGUAGAUAUAAGAGAAGUCCAAAAGUGCCGAUGAUGCAUAAUGUUAAGCAUAAAUUUAGUUCAUAUUCCAAAAAGCAGAGAACAAAGUUCAAAGAUCAAAGGAUACGUGCAAGUAAAAUGUAUGGAAAUCAUUUAUGAUAUACUGAAUGAAAAUGAUAUACUUGCUUACACUCACCUAAAAUUCUCAUUUCACUUGCUCGUGUGAUCUAUGAUGGAACACGAAUGAGAUUCCACUGGACCAACAUUGUCUCAAUGAUAAAUCUGGCAGGGUACGUGGAUUGUGAGCGUGUCUCCAGUCAGAUAAAUCAGAAUUACAAUCAGUAUUCUCAGGUGGACCCUUCACCUCUACCCCAUUAACGCAUCUCUUACACUUGAACCUGUCAAUUAUAAAAAAUCAUGUAUCAUCGCUGCAUUGCUUGACCAAGAACAGAUGAAAGAAAUGACUAACUUUGCAUGGGUAUCAGAAAUCGUAUUUUCCUCAAGACUAAAAAGGUCACGAAGGUCAUUCAAAGUGAAAUGCCUAGCAACGUCGUCUUCCUGAUCAACGACAGUAGAACUUAGUGCUUUCUUAUGCGCUUGUCUUUGAAAUAUCUUCUCUUCGAUGGUCCCAGUCUAUUUAACGCAAUAAAAAAUGUCAGGAAAUUUAA